AUGUCUUACAUUCACGUCCUACAUGGAUUCCGGGUGUGUUAUCAAAUCUUCUGGGAUGUUGCCCGGGACUCCUUUAGUGAGCAGGAUAAAGUUCGAGGUCUCCAGGAAGCACUUGCCAAGCUUCAAGACUUUGACUAUGGACUAGGGUCUUCCAAUGGCUGGUCCGUUGAUCAGAAAAUCUGGGGAAUCGGCGUUGCUAUCGCCGUCCUCGAGGACAUUCUUUCUUCGCCCGAUGUGGCCAAAGCAUUCCGUCUCGCCAAGAUGAAUGUGGAAGAUUGGAUGGAGCACGAUAAUCUCCUGGAGCCUAAUAUGAAUGUGUCAAGGUACUUGUCCCCCAUGCAGGAUCCCUUGCUACGCCAGGAGAUACUGGCGAGACAUUAUCACUGGCUCGAGUUCAAUUUACCCGCGGCUCCUGAACAUCUGCAGAAGUUUUUACCUAAGCUAGAACGACACGAAUCGGUCGAGGAGCCUGAGGAGAAGCAGACUGAUUCUAGGGAGGGAACUGAGAGCGGACCUGUCGACGAGAUCGCGGAUUCUUUCUGCAAUAUCAAGAUCGAUUGA
Messenger RNA from Fusarium musae, 561 nucleotides. RefSeq lists its product as uncharacterized. Lineage: Eukaryota; Fungi; Ascomycota; Sordariomycetes; Hypocreales; Nectriaceae. The record is from RefSeq and is a predicted model, not a curated record. Bases 1 to 561 code for a protein of 186 amino acids. The transcript has a single exon.